Molecule: messenger RNA, 1341 nt
Organism: Cryptococcus amylolentus CBS 6039
Lineage: Eukaryota; Fungi; Basidiomycota; Tremellomycetes; Tremellales; Cryptococcaceae
Exons: 3
Coding region: 1-1071 (356 amino acids)
Biological process (GO): glutathione biosynthetic process
Cellular component (GO): glutamate-cysteine ligase complex
Molecular function (GO): enzyme regulator activity; glutamate-cysteine ligase catalytic subunit binding
Source: RefSeq, a predicted model, not a curated record
AUGCCGCCCCCCUCUCUCCUCCUCUUCACCACCUCCCAAACCCCCCUCCCCCUCCGCUACCCCCACCCCCAAAAACCAACCCUCGCCCUCCCUCCCCUCCUCCACCGCUCCCUCCACGCCGCCCUCGACAGAGACGACCCUUCUCUCCGCUGGCAAGACGGCGCCAUCUGGAUCCCCGAUCCCCAAUCUCUCGGCCGUUCUGAGCCGCUGCCAGUGGAGAACGGCCACGCCGCGCCAGAAAGUGUGCAGGAUGAGAGAGAGGUGACUGUGAAGGUGCAUCUUGUCGCGGCAGGGCCGGAGGAUGGGCCGGGGAGCGCGAGUACGCGGGCGGGGUACGUACCCGAAGCUUUGGCUUUGCUGCAAACGACAAAAGGGCUCGGUCUGCCGGAUAACCUGUUGGUGGGGUUCAAAGGGAUCGAUUAUAAAGGCACAAAAACCGGCACGAAAGACGUUGCCGGACCAGAGAAACCCUCCAGCCCCAGUCUCCCUCUUCCGGCAGCACCCUCCACAACAGUCAUCCCCCCCGAGCUCGAAGCCCAAGUCUUGGCAGUCUGGUCCCACCUCUUCACUUCCAAAUCGUCUCUCCUCCAACCAGGGGGCAAGCUCGGCUCCAUGUAUGCGCCUUUGAACCUUUUGAAGAAGUUGGUGGAGAGGGGAGAAGGAGGGGAAGGGGAAGGGGAAGGGGUGGAGGCGAAUGUGUUGGAUACGCCGGAUUGUCAUCAUUUGCCGGGAGAGUAUGCUGGGUAUGCGAGGGAGAAGGGGGUGCAGCUUUGGGCGGGCGGUGGACGGGAGGGGUCUGACCCAAUCCCAUCACCCCACCUCCAAAACUCCCUCCACGAGUUCCUCCCCCUCCUCCGCUCAUCUCCCCUCCUUCCCAUCGAAGCGCGUCAACUCCUCAGCAACAAGAAGCUGGAUAAGCAAGUGGCGGUGACGGAGGAUGGGCUUGGUUUUGUUGAAAAUGGGGAAGGAGGGGUGGAGGUGCGGUGGGUUUUGAGUUAUACCGUCAUAUCGAAAACCAGAAACGUCGUCGAAGACAAGGGGUAUAUCAUCGCCGCCGACUUCCUACCAUGAACAUCCUCUCAACAUUACUGCUCUUAUCCUCCAGAUGGAUUGUACGGCAGGUUUGGGGGUGAUGAGAAGCAUUGGGGGGCGUAGGGCGUGGGGCGUAGAUUGUAGGGUAUGGGGUGUAGGGAUGCAGGGGAGUGAGGUGCAUGAGGGUUGUCAUUAUACUAAUGGAGAUUCGUGCGAGUGCGAGGGAGAAUGGGAAGGGAUGUCAUUAUUAGCAUUUGAGAGUUGUUCAAAACGUUUCGUGAUAGAAUGCAUGGGCUUGUGAAUGUUACA